UGCACGAUCGGAAGGGAUCAUUUUGGCGGGCUACUUCUCCGGCCCUAUUGCUUUUCCUCUUUCCGACUCCUGCGGCGUCGUACCGCCUCCCAACAUCUCACCAUCUACUUCUCCUCUCAUUCUCUCCUCGCCCUUACAACGUUUUGCAAUCCAUAUGGAGGAAUCUAGGAUUUUCUCUGAGCAACGGGCGAACCCCGACAGAUCGGCCCCUGGAGUAAUUUCGAGGAUUCGUCUGGAGAAUUUCAUGUGCCACAGCAGCUUACAAAUCGAUUUGGGAGACUGGGUGAACUUCAUCACAGGCCAGAACGGAAGUGGAAAAAGUGCGAUAUUGACAGCGCUUUGUGUGGCGUUUGGUUGCCGGGCUAAAGGCACACAAAGGGCGAACGCUUUGAAAGAUCUCAUAAAGACUGGAUGCAGUUAUGCUGCUAUAUUUGUUGAAAUUAAGAAUGAAGGAGAAGAUGCUUUCAAGCCUGAAACAUAUGGUAAUAUAAUAAUCAUAGAGCGUCGCAUUACUGAGUUGACCAGUUCGAUUGCUUUGAAGGACCAUCAAGGAAGAAAAAUUGCUCAGCGGGCCAAGGAGCUUGACGAGCUUAUAGAUCACUUUAAUAUUGACGUUGAGAAUCCUUGUGUGGUAAUGUCUCAAGAUAAAAGCAGGGAGUUCUUGCAUUCUGGGAAUGACAAGGAUAAGUUCAAGUUUUUCUUCAAGGCCACUCUUCUUCAGCAAGUUAGCGAGCUACUUGAGGGUAUUAAAAGUCACUUGAAUGCGGCCAAUGCUGUUCUUGCUGAAUUAGAAUUAUCAAUACGUCCUAUUAUCGAGGAGGUGAGAGAAUUGCGUGAGAAAGUUAAGAACAUGGAACAUGUUGAAGAAAUUGCGCAGGAGGUUGAAAACUUGAAGAAAAAAUUGGCUUGGUCAUGGGUGUAUGAUGUUGGGAGACAAAUUGAGGAUCAAAAUGUUAAGCUUGAAAAACUUAAACAACGUGUUCCUACUUGCCAAGCUAGAAUUGACCGACUAACAAAUAGGCUGGAUGAAUUGAAGACAUUACUUGGUGACAAGAAGGCCCAAAUCACAUCAUUAAUGGAGAAGACCUCUGAUGUUAGAAGAAUAAAGGAAGAGUUGCAGAGCAAUCUUUUAUUGGCUAAGAAGGAGAGAGCCGAGCUUGAAGCAGAGUAUUUUCGAGGUGAUUCUUUGAUAUUGAAAAUGAGGAAACGUGUUAGAUUGCUUGAGCAGCAACUUAAUGAUACUCAGGAGCAACUCUUGAAAGAUACACAGGCUGAGGAAGCUGAGGUUGAGAAACGAGUGCAGAAACUACAAGAUGAGAUUAAUUUGGUUCAAAUAAAUGUUUCAAGGCUGCUUGAAGAAGAGAAGGUACUAACAGAAAGAUUAUCAAUUGCCAGAGAAGCUAUAAAAGAGCUUGGGAAAGAGGCUCAUGACAACGAGAAAAAAUGUCGUGGUCUAUACUCCCAAUUGCAAGCUUUUCAGCAACAACAAACUAACAAGGUAACAGCCUUUGGAGGCCAUAAAGUUCUCAGCCUCUUGCACGCUAUUGAGAGGCAUCAAAGAAAGUUCAAAUGUCCUCCAAUUGGUCCAAUCGGAGCUCAUGUGUCUUUGGCGAACGAUGACACCUGGGCUCUUGCUGUUGAGAAUGCCAUUGGAAGGUUAUUAGAUGCCUUUAUUGUCACUGAUCAUAAGGAUUCACUUGUUUUAAGAGCUUGUGCAAGAGAAGUAAAUUAUCAUAAUCUUCAGAUUAUCAUCUACGAUUUCUCAAGGCCAAGGCUUAAUAUACCCAGUCACUUGCUUCCUUUGACUAGCCAUUCAACUACUAUCUCCGUAUUGCGUACAGAGAAUCCUACCAUAUGGAAUGUAUUAGUAGACAUGGGUAGUGCUGAAAGACAAGUUCUCGUUCCAAACUAUGAGAUAGGCAAAGAUGUUGCUUUUGAACAGAGAAUUCAAAAUAUGAAGGAGGUCUACACUUCUGAUGGUUUUAGAAUGUUUUAUAGAGGUUCAGUUCAGACUACUCUUCCACCGAACAAGAGAAUUAGGAAUGGUCGUCUUUGCAGCUCAAUUGAGAAUCAAAUGCAUGAACUUGAGAGGGAGACCGAGAUCAUCCAAGAUUUGAUUGAAAAAGGAAAAGAAAAGAAAAGAAAUGCAGAUAUAGCAUCACAGGAAAUUGAAGAGGAAGUACGAAAUGUCAAGAGGCGGCGAAUUAUUGAAGAAAGAACUUUCAUGUCAAAGCAACUCACAUUGAAAGAUAUGAAGAGCUCUCGUUCUGUUGAGACUAUUCCCGACACAACAACGAAUACGGUGGAACUUGAGCAAGAAAUUGUGCAAUUGCAAGAUGAUAUACAAUCAAAGGGAUUGUUGUUAGAGAAAGUUCGAUUAAGGAUGAUAAAGGCGGAGGAGAAGGCCAAUCAUCUAAAGGGAUCUUUUGAGAGUUUGUGUGAUUCAGCUAAAGGGGAAAUUGACACUAUGGAAGGAGCUGAGCGUGAACUUUUACUAGUUGAGGAAGAACUGAAUGCUGCUGAAGCCGAGAAAGCCCAUUAUGAGGGAGUGAUGCAAAAAAAGGUACUGCAUGAUAUUAAUGAAGCAGAGGCAUACCUGAAUGAGCUGAAGCGCAAUCAUCAGGAGAAUGUUAGAAAGGCUUCUAUCAUUUGCCCAGAAGAUGUGGUGAUGGCUUUAGGAGGCUGUUCUGGGAGCACACCAGAGCAGCUGAGUGCUAAAUUGAACAGAUUAAGCCAGAGGUUGCUGCAAGAGAGUCGGAGAUAUCCAGAUUCCAUUGAUGAUCUCAGACAGAUGCAUGAUAAAAAGGAGCGUAAAAUUACUAAAAAACAGCUAACAUAUGCAGCAUUUCGUGAGAAGUUAAAUGCAUGUGAAAAAGCACUUGAAUUGCGUUGGAGUAAGUUUCAUAGAAAUGCAAAUUUUUUGAAGCGGGAGCUAACGUGGAAGUUUAAUGGACAUUUACUAAAGAAAGGUAUAUCAGGGAAAAUCAUGGUGGAUUAUGAUAAGAAGCUUCUUUCCGUAGAGGUAAAGAUGCCCCAGGAUGCACCAGGAAACAACGUUAGAGACACCAGAGGCCUUUCAGGUGGAGAGCGUUCUUUCUCUACGCUUUGUUUUGCAUUAGCGCUUCAUGACAUGACCGAGGCCCCUUUUCGAGCCAUGGACGAAUUCGACGUAUUUAUGGAUGCAGUGAGCCGAAAAAUCAGCUUAGAUGCUUUAGUUGAAUUUGCUGUAAACCAGGGUUCUCAAUGGAUAUUCAUCACCCCACAUGAUAUUAGUAUGGUGAAGGCUGGGGACAGAGUUAGAAAGCAGCAAAUGCCAGCACCUCUUUCCUGAUUAUUUAUUAUUAGGUUCGUUGAACUGAUUGAAGGUGCUAAGUUGAGUUUUAGACUAUAUAAAUAAUUUAUUUUUUGGGGGGCUUUUUUGGUAAAUACGUUAAAUUUAUGCCGCAGUUUGUUAAUAUGAAUGAAAGUUUUAAGUGUAAAUAUCAUAUUUUUUGUGCUCGAUUUGAAGAUACAUUAGAAUCGCACCUUAGGGUCUGUUUGG
Messenger RNA from Phalaenopsis equestris, 3541 nucleotides. RefSeq names its product structural maintenance of chromosomes protein 6A-like. Bases 155 to 3331 code for a protein of 1058 amino acids. Gene Ontology annotation, biological process: double-strand break repair via homologous recombination; chromosome organization. NCBI's taxonomy places the organism in Eukaryota, Viridiplantae, Streptophyta, Magnoliopsida, Asparagales, Orchidaceae. The record is from RefSeq and is a predicted model, not a curated record. Gene Ontology annotation, cellular component: nucleus; chromosome; Smc5-Smc6 complex. The transcript has 28 exons. Gene Ontology annotation, molecular function: ATP binding; damaged DNA binding; single-stranded DNA binding.